AUGUCUGGAGAAGCGCACUCGGCUGUUUCGCCACUAGCUCCUACUAUUACAGUACCGACGAAGGCCUUACAGCCCAUAAGCGGGAGCAAGCGAAACAAGAGGAAACGCAGCAGAGACUUUCGCGUUGCGUGCACUACGGACUCUAACAUUGCUAGCACCACAGAGCCCAAUGCCGUUCGGAAUACUCGCUCUGAUGUUCCUGGCACCACGGAAUUGAGCGUCGCGCGAACUACAGACUUUAACCUCACGCGUACCAAGAGCUCCACUGUCACGUCGAACGUUGACGCGGAGUCGUGGGGAACUCCGUGGUCUGCCUCGCUUGGGAUGACGGAGUAUGACACCAAGGAACAAAGGCUUCAUGACGAGAUUGUCGCGUAUGUCACGUAUAUACUGCCCACAAAGCAGGAACGGCGCGCACGCGCUAAAGUCAUUGCCCGCGUCGGCGAUGUGGUGAACAAUCGAUUCCCAAACGUGACAUUAGCGAUCUUCGGCAGUGUAGCACAGGACCUGUAUCUUCCCGACGGUGACGUUGACCUCGUGAUGAACGUGGCUCAGGACCUUGACCCGGCUGCAAAAAAAAAGAUGCUCUUCCAACUAGCGCACGCCCUAAGGAUGUCCCACUUAUCCCCAAAGGUGCAGGUUAUUCCGCACGCCAGGGUUCCAGUGCUUUCCUUUGAGACUACGCGCGAACUUGGUUCCUUCAAGAUCGACAUCAGCAUUAAUUCAGGUGGUGUGGAGGCAAUACCGAAGAUUGCGAGCUACUUGAACGAGAUGCCAGCUCUCCGAUAUCUUGUGACACUAUGUAAAGGCUUCUUAUCAUUCAAAAAUCUGAAUUCUGCAUCGGAAGGUGGCCUAAGCAGUUACAGCAUAAUCUGCAUGGUCAUCAGCUUUCUCCAGCUUAAUCCGAAGGAGAGAUCUGUUGCUGCAAUUGAAAAUCCCCUGGAGAAUGAAUCACUGGGUACUCUGUUCUUAGAUCUGCUAGACUACUAUGGCAACACCUUUCCGUAUGCUUCCUCAUACAUCUCGGUGACACAGAAGGCGCUCCUUCCAAAGAGAAUAAAAGGGUGGAACAAGGAGAAAGAUAGUCUCUCAAUUGAAUGCCUUGUGAAUCCAGAGAAUGACAUCGGCCGGCCAACAAGCAAAAUCGCGAAGGUACGUGGAGCGUUCAACGGGGCACACCGCUCUCUGCAAGACUACCCACUUGGCGUUGAGCAUGGCAAUGUGCUCGGGACAAUCCUACGCGCAUCUGGAGAGACAUUGGCGCACCGCGAACACGUGCGGAAGAUUGUUGAUACAGGCAGUUUGGAGCUCGCCCUCACCCAAGUGAACCCUGCUGCCUGGAGAGCCGCUCGACACCCGAAAUCCAAUCCGAGGACGAGACCGCCCACUGUUCAGUCUACGCAGGUGACAAGCACAAGAAUGUCCACUCGGCAGUACAUGCAGGCACCGCCGUCUGCAUCCAGCUCUCGCAGCCUUUCGUACGAUGUUGGGUAUUACGACAGGUAUGAGUAUUACGACCGCCUCGGUGGUGCUAGGUACUCUUACUAUGGCCAGCGAACCCCGCGCUGUUGA
Messenger RNA from Sparassis crispa, 1572 nucleotides. RefSeq names its product Poly(A) RNA polymerase cid14. Gene Ontology annotation, biological process: RNA 3'-end processing. The transcript has 8 exons. NCBI's taxonomy places the organism in Eukaryota, Fungi, Basidiomycota, Agaricomycetes, Polyporales, Sparassidaceae. The record is from RefSeq and is a predicted model, not a curated record. Gene Ontology annotation, molecular function: mRNA binding; poly(A) RNA polymerase activity. Bases 1 to 1572 code for a protein of 523 amino acids. Gene Ontology annotation, cellular component: TRAMP complex; nucleolus.